UGAGAAUGUAAAAGGCAUUUUCUAUUAACACACUUCAACCUUUAUUCAGAAUAAAGAUAAUGCCCGACAAACACAAAAUGGUAUUUUGAAAAUAUAAUUAUAAACCCCCAAAAUUAAAAAUAUAACAAAACAUACCAGUAUUAAACAAAAAAUUACAAAACAUCAGGAACAUAAAAAUUCACCAACACUAUGUGCUGUUAUUAUCUGAGACUGCCGUAACUAACUUUACAUAUACAAGGUCUUUUCAUCUGUCUGAAUUUCCAUACACACUUUAAUAAUAUCAUAUUUUCUACUUUCUCUUACUGAGAUGGGUAAAAAAUUGUCAGAACACAUGAUUAAUUAUGAAAUACACAAACAAAAUUGUAUUGAGAAACAAAAGUAAUCAUAAGCAGGCAGCCUUUUCUUGUACAUUUGUCUUUAACGGAGAUGCUCAACCUAACAAAACUCAAUUGAAAAGUUUGUAACUUGCAGAGGCUAUGACAGACAGCCUUCAUUUUUAAGGCUUUUUGAAUUGAGAAAAGAUGUUAAUAUUGUAACUUUAAUCCACUACAGUCUAAUACUUUUUGCAGGCACUUUCUUCUGUUUCUCACUUGUCAAUAUGUCUCUUAGCUUUACAAAUAUUAGAAGAAUAAAAGAAAAGGACAAUUUUAUUUUCAUUCAAAAAUAAAGUAUUUUGUAAUAAGUUGGUUUUCUCAUUCUUUAAACUCAUUAAAUAACAGAAGCUACUUCUGCCCAAAGGAAUGACAUCUCUUCUACUAAUAUUUUUCAAGUAACUUUUAAAUCAAUUGCAGCAUUACUUAGGUUGAGCAUUCCUAGUUUCAAUGUACUGACAUGAUUUACUAGUUCUUCAAAGUGACUAGCAUUUAUUUGCGUUACAUUUGUUGAUCCUAUUUAGCUACCAACCCAACCAUGGAGGUUGGUUCAUUUUAUGGAUUGGUACAUAAGUUAAAUUCACAGGUAUGUUGAUAAUAGCAAAUUUCAUUUUCAAUCUUUUUAAAGUUUUCCGUAUCAUAUACCCAUUCUUUCCCAAUAAAAAUCCAGCAGGUAUAUGAACAUCUCGAUAUGUUUUAUCAUCUAUCAUUUCAAUAUAAUAUUCAUCUGCAUUUUCAUCAUGAUCUGCAACUAUUACGGCUCUCGCUCCCACCUCUUCAGCUCGAACAGUUUUACUUAGGAAAGAGCAUUCUCCUCUCUCUACUAACGCCACACUUCCUUCUAAAUCUUCAGCAUUCCGUGGCCAUCCACAUCCACAUGGUGGGUCAACAGGUACUAGUGGUAUUUCUACUCCCGCAAAUGACUCAUUCUGUGGUAUCCCAAAAUCUUUGGCAGGUCUUAUUUUAUAAGUGUAACUUAAUUCUUCUGGUUCAAUUAUUUCAAAAUAAAUAUCUGAGUCCAUGAAUUCCACACUGUCUGUGAUUGUGUAAGUAUGCACUGUAGUAACUACGACCGUAACAAUCGGGAAGAAGAAGUGGCUUAGUAAAAUUAAUCCAACAAAUAAAAUAUUGCCAUUUAAGGUUGGGAGCAACUGAACGAUUUUCCACAUUAUAAUCAUAAUCGAAAGUCUCUCCGAGCUAAUGUCUCACCGAAAUUAUUAAAUUAACUCACAUUCUAUAGAUUUUUUUACACACUCCUACAGAGUAAAAAUUAUCGCAAUAUCACUAUGAAGUAUAAACCCAGCAUGUGCGACAUCAACAUGAACCAUUCAUUAUAAAAUGUCGAUGAUGUGGUACAACUGGAACCUCGGGGUUGAUCUGAAGGAUCAAUGUUGCCGAGAAUGGCUGAAAGCUGCUGGAGAGUUCCAAAACCUCGAAAACAAUAUGGCGUUUUGUUUUGUCAGAUGAACGUCAUCUGCGUUUUAGUAAUAAUUGCUUGUAGCUAAGAUGUAACAUUAUAAUAGCCUUAUAUUUUUCUUACAUUUCAAGAUUAAAUUUUCGUAACACAAACUUACGAUUUGGGUGAACAGUGCCUGGGACCGUUACGUGAGGUUAUGGCAAAUGUCAUUUGAAUUCUUGGCUUAUUGUUUACGUACGUUAUUUGUGCAUGGAUAUUUUUGUGUAUGCAACGUCUGAAAGCAGUCAUUAUGCUUAAAGUAGUUGUGAACGAUCAUCAGAAAUUAUUUGAUAGGCCUUUGUUUAGGAGUGUUAGUACAAUAUGUUCAAGUGUUUGUGUUGUUUAGAUGUAUAUUAUUUGAAUGAGAAUAGUGCCAUGUAAUGAAACAUAACAUAUAUUAAGCGAAUGAAUAAUUUUAAAAGAAAAUGUCAGCAUCUGAUUCAGAGGGUGUCUUUUCUCAAUCUGAUGCACCCACUGUGUUGGAAGAUGCUGCCAGUGCAAGUUCUUGUCAUGAAAUAGCAGCUGAGAAUAGCCCAGACAUUAAAAGAUGCGUUGAUACUUAUGAUGACUGCAAAUCUGAAUGUAGCAGCAAUAGCAAUGUAUCAGAAAUCUCUAAUUUAUCUCUCACAGACACUGAAGCAGAAACAUAUAAUGCAAAGAAAAAGGAGCAAGAAAGGGACAAAGAUGAUCUUCUUGAAGACAGUAUGGAGGAGGAAAGUGGAAAUCCACAACAAGAAAACAAUACAUUGUUUGCCAAAGCCCUUAUCAGCCAAGAUGAUAAUGUAACUCUUGGUUCACAAUCCAAUUCUGGUUCAGUACUGAAGAUGGAUUCGUCAGCAUUACGGGAGAACACAAGUCCAGAAUUAGAAAAUUUGCAUUCUCGAACAACUCCAAAUGGUUUUUCUGAUUCAAUAUUACACCAUCCUGCUUAUAAAACUCUAAUUCAAGAAAUAACACACUUUAAAGAACAAGUGAAAGAACUUCAGAAUGAAAUAACCAGGCUUGAAUGUGAGAAUCAGCGGUUAGAAGCAGAUAGAUCCCAUGAAAUUUAUGUAGUCCAGCUUGAAACUCUGGAAAAAACUAUAGCACAACAGCAGAAUGAGAUACAAAAAAUUACUCUUGAAAGUCGACAACAAGCAGAAAUUGCUACGAAAAGCUACAAUCAAAUGAAAAAAGAUCUGGAAGGAAAACUGCAAAAGUUGACUAAAGAUUAUGAUUCUGUAAAUGCUGACAAGGAUUCAAUGGUAAUGAGCUAUGUAGUUAGUGAAAAAAAAGUUAUGGAUCUUCAAAAAGCAAAAGAGGGCUUAGAAAAGAAAUUAAAAGAAUCUGUCAAAGAAAGAGAAAUUCUGGUGGGUAAAAUGAAAAGUGCUGCAGGAGAAAAGGCGAGAAUAUGUCAAAUGUUAGAUAACAAGUGUCAUGAGCUUACAUCUGUGCAAAAGGAGAAUGAAAAAAUGAAAGAUGAUUUGAAUUCUCUUGAAAUUAAAUUAAAAUGGGUACAGAAUAAACUGAAGACAGAAACAGAGACACAUAAGGAAACCCAACGAAAAGUAGAGAAACUAGUUCAGAAAUUGCAAGAAUGUCGUGAAGAAACUGAACAAGUUCGUCAUGAUUGUCAAGAGACAAUGCGAGCCUUCCAGGAAUCAGAGGACAACAAAGCUUACACUUUAGCAUUACAGUUGAAAGAACAGCAAGCUAAAUUGAUAAUGGAGCGUCAUGAAAGAGAAGGAAAGGAGGAAACUUAUAAACAACUUCUGCAGGAAGUAGACAAUUUGAAAAAAAAGAAUCAUGUGAUUAUAGAAGAAAACAAUAUUCUUUCUGUGAAGGUCCAGAAUUUAGAGAAAGAAAGACUGGAAUAUGAACAGAAUGUUUCCAAGUACAAAAGAUCGACAGACAAACAGCACCAGGAUAUUGUUGAUUUACAAAACCAAGUUACAGAAAUGGAAGCUCUGAAAAUGCAAUUACAGCAUGGACAAGAAAAGGUUGUGGCUAGCCAAGCAGAAGUUGAACGACUGCGAAAUAGCAAUGAAGAACUUCUACAAGAAAUGGCUAUGUGCCGUGAAAGGGAGGCUGAGCUUUUAGAUUUUACUCAAAAAUUAACAGAAAAGAAUGUUCGCUUGCAAUCGGAAUUCUCGGCUACUGAAGCAAAGGCACAGCAAUUAGAAUAUGAACAAGGUCCAUUGCAACGUCGGCAAAAUGAGUUAGAAGCAGAAGUAGUAUUUCUAAAAGAGGAAUUGCAGAAAGAGCAGCAACAACGAUUGGAAGAAAGCUCACUUUUGGCUCGACAUUUGGCUGAGCGAACCAAUCACGCUGAAAAUUUGGCCAGACAAGUGGAAGACCUGCAAGGAGAAAUUGAAGUGAUACGUCGAAAGGAUGCAACAAGAAUAAAGGAGCUUACACGUGAACUGCAACAAUAUCGAAAGAAAGAGGCUUCAAAUGAAACAUCAAGUAGUAGUAAUUCUCUGAAUCAAGCUUCCAGAACAAGCUCCAGUUCAUCACUUAAUACUUUGGCUGACGGCAAUCAUAACAAUACAAAUGGCCACAAAAUAUCUGAAGUAAAUUCUGCUUCAGACCAACAUAGUAACAGCUUCCAGGUUUCUACAUCCAUUGAGCCUGACCGCCAGAUGCUGAUAGAACGCAUUGUUCAGUUGCAAAGAUCAAAUGCACGGCAACAAGAGAAAAUUGAAUUCUUGGAAGAACAUAGUAAUCAAUUAACAUCUGAACUUCAAAAGAAAAAGCGCAUUGUUCAAAAUUAUAUCUUACGUGAGCAGGAAGGAGCCCUGUCUUCAGAAACUAUGGAUCAGAAUAAGGCGGAAGUUGUUAAACAUGGUGGCAUUAUGGCAUCUCUGUAUGGUUCCAAGGUAGCUGACAGUUCCAUAACUUUAGAACUAUCUCUUGAAAUAAAUAAAAAAUUGCAAGCUGUUCUUGAAGACACUUUAUUGAAGAACAUAACCCUGAAGGAAAAUAUUGACACAUUGGGUACUGAAAUUGCCCGUCUUACGAUGCAGAAAAAUAAACAAGAUGUCUACAGGUAGAAGGUACUUAAAGAGAAAUGUAGCAGUGGUGUCUGUUUUUCCAUGAGCUUUGCUGAUGUGAUUGAAUUUGAAAAUAAGAGAAGAAUGAAGUGUUUCAAGCUUUUGGUCAGAACAAAAAAGUGGAAAAUACAUGAAGCAUAUUUUGCUCUCUUUGAACCCUUCGCUGCAUGUAUAUCAAAAUCAAUAGAAUAGCUCAUCUAUUAUAUAAUCUAAAGAAUUUCUACCUGUUCGUGUGUGAAAAGCAGUGCAGUAAUUAUUUUGAUCAACAGCUGGAUUAUUACUCUCAUCUGUUUUGAAAGAAACAUUAGAAUCUCUUCAAGUUUAAAAGUCAAAUAUGUACCUAUUUGUGUAACAUUUUGUAUUGUAAUUAUGUGUUUGUUUCUAUAUAAGCAUUUAAUGUUUUAAAGUAGGAAUUUAUUGUUUUCCAUUUUCAGUUGAAAACAUAUUUGUUGUUUUUUAAAUUAUUCUUAUUUAUUUGAUUCCGUAAAGAUUCUCUACAAAUGAUAAUUCUGUUCCCUAGACAAAAUGGUUGGGUAAACAAAAACUAUUUUAAAUAAAUUUCAUUAAAAGAAAAAUGUAAGAAAUCCAUUAUUACUUGUGCGAUUGCUUGAGUAGAACCCUUUGCCAAAUGUGUACUAAAAACUGUAUUAGCUCGAACCUUUUAUCAUUGAUUAUAAUAAUGAUUAUUAUGAUUAUUAUUAUUAUUAUUAUUUAAAUGGAGUAACUAAUGUAUAUAGAUAUGAUUCCUUCUUAUUUUUGUUUUGGUAGUCAACUUUGCGUGAAGAAAGAGAAUAUUGGCAUGUUAUUUGGUACACGUCUUCCAUAUGUUUUUAUGAUAGUAUUAUUUUGAUUAGAUAUUACAUUCCAAGUCAGAGGCAUUUAUGAAAGUAACUUUGGUAUUUUUACCUGCUAAAUACUUUGAUGAUGUACAAAACAUGUCCCUGUGAAUAAAUGACAUGGUAUUACUGCAGUUAAAAAGCAAAAUCACGGUGGUACCUUUUAAAUAUUCUCAGAAAAGGCCAGUCUCUUUCUUCAAUGUUUGUUCUUCAUAAUUUUUAAAAGAAAUUAUUUGUAUGAGAAUUAGUUAUAUAUAUUUUUGUAAAAAUGUAUUGAAUGUAUAUAAAAGGUCUCACUUUAUUGCAUUGUCAGAAGUUUCUGUGAUUGCUUGAGCACUUAUGUGCAGGACAUAUCGAAUGUAUGUUAAUGCUGUGUAGAUAAUGGCUUGUGUACAUAAUGUAAAGAAUUUGAAUUUGUGUGGAAUUAUUGAGUGCUGGAUCAUAUAGCAAUUGGAGAUAUGUAAUGAUGCAGUGGUUAAUAAUAAGUAAUCCUAAACUA
Gryllus bimaculatus (two-spotted cricket) is the source of this 6194-nucleotide messenger RNA. Lineage: Eukaryota; Metazoa; Arthropoda; Insecta; Orthoptera; Gryllidae. The record is from the annotation of a GenBank genome assembly.